AUGACGUGGAAUUGCCGGACGAUUAAUAAAACGACGCCGUUUAGGGACGCUGCGAAUCUUGUGUGGUGGUGGGGUAGGGGCGGCGGAUCUGGUGCCUUCGCACCCCUUUUCCUUCUCGCCGGCCCCUUCACGCCCUCGUCUCUCACCACCGGCGAGGAAUUCUAUGGAACCAGCAGACGUUUGGUGCCGGAGGCGGUGGUGAAGGAGGCGGCGGAUCUGCAGGGUUGGUGUGGUGGUGGAUCUGGUGUGGUGGUGGUAAAGGUCGCGAAUCGGAGCAGAGCGGAGAGGGCGGCGACUGGCGUGGCGGCGGGAGGGGCGUCGGAUCUGGUGCAGCGGCAGCCUUCAAAUUCAGACUGGGUGUCGAUGCAGAGAUCUUGGGGCGUCACAUGGAAAUGUGACUUAAGGGAGUGGCAAAAGGGUCCUUUUUCUGUGAGGAUCACUGGACCCGAAAACAGCACAUCAGUCACCGCGUACAAUGUCAUUCCCUACGAUUGGUCGCCUGGAAAAUACUAUUAUUCAAAUGUUAAUUUUUGA
Messenger RNA from Salvia miltiorrhiza (redroot sage), 534 nucleotides. Its product is annotated as expansin-B1-like. The record is from RefSeq and is a predicted model, not a curated record. Lineage: Eukaryota; Viridiplantae; Streptophyta; Magnoliopsida; Lamiales; Lamiaceae. The coding region runs from base 1 to 534 and encodes 177 amino acids. The transcript has 3 exons.